ACAUUACAUUUUAUUAUGCAUUAAAUGUGCUGUAGCAAAGCUGUUAUAUCAGAACAGAGCAAACGUUUUAAAAAAUGCAUAAAAUAAGAUUAUGUUCUCGCAGUUUGAAAAAAUUCACACCACAGCGGUAUUCAAGUGCAAAUUAUGCAACUGACCUAAAGAUGCCUGAAGCAUGGACAACUGCAGCAAAGAAAGUUCUGAAAGGAAAGGAUCCAUUGGAAGUUUUAGCUUGGCACACUGCAGAGGGAAUAACAGUUAAGCCCUUAUAUACCAAGCAAGACACUAAGGAUCUUCCAGAUGAACUGCCUGGAGGGUUUCCAUACACUCGUGGACCGUAUCCUACCAUGUAUUCUCAAAGGCCAUGGACUAUACGACAGUAUGCUGGAUUUAGUACUGUGGAAGAGAGUAAUGCUUUUUAUAAAGAGAACAUAAAGAUGGGUCAGCAAGGUCUUUCAGUUGCGUUUGACUUGGCUACACAUUGUGGAUAUGAUUCUGAUAAUAGUAGAGUAACUGGUGAUGUUGGUAUGGCUGGUGUUGCUGUGGAUUCUGCUGAAGACAUGAAAGCUUUGUUUGAUGGUAUACCACUCGAUAAGAUUUCUGUGUCGAUGACCAUGAAUGGCGCUGUCAUUCCUGUUUUAGCAAUGUUUAUUGUGGCUGGAGAAGAGCAGGGUGUCAAAAAGGAAUUACUGUCUGGUACUAUUCAGAAUGAUAUCUUAAAAGAAUUCAUGGUGCGUAAUACAUACAUCUAUCCUCCUGAUCAUUCAAUGAGAAUUAUUGGAGACAUUUUUUCCUAUGUUUCUAAAAACAUGCCUAAAUUCAAUUCCAUUUCGAUAUCAGGCUACCACAUACAAGAGGCUGGUGCAAAUGCUGUACUUGAGCUGGCUUUCACCAUUGCUGAUGGUUUGGAAUAUGCAAGAACAGGGUUGAAAGCUGGUUUGAGUAUUGAUGAAUUUGCUCCCCGUUUGUCUUUUUUCUGGGGCAUAGGAAUGAAUUUUUAUAUGGAAAUAGCAAAAAUGAGAGCCGCUCGUCGAUUGUGGGCAGAGCUCAUAAAAGAGAAGUUUAAUCCUAAAGAUAAAAAGUCUCUGAUGCUGAGAACACAUUGUCAAACUUCUGGAUGGUCAUUAACUGAACAGGAUCCUUAUAAUAACAUAAUAAGAACUACAGUGGAAGCCAUGGCUGCUGUUUUUGGUGGAACUCAGUCACUGCACACAAAUUCUUUUGAUGAAGCAUUAGCUUUACCGACAAAGUUUAGCGCUAGGAUUGCCCGAAAUACCCAAAUUAUUUUACAAGAAGAAACAGGAAUUCCACAUGUUAUAGAUCCAUGGGGAGGAUCCUAUAUGAUGGAAUCUUUGACCAAUGAUAUUUAUGAAGAGGCGAAAAAAGUCAUACAAGAGAUAGAAGAAAUGGGUGGCAUGGCCAAAGCCGUUAUCAGUGGAAUGCCUAAACUUCGAAUUGAAGAAUGUGCUGCUAAGAGACAAGCACGUAUUGACAGUGGAAAAGAAGUCAUUGUUGGUGUUAAUAAAUAUCAGAAAGAUAAAGAAGAUCCCAUUGAUGUUUUGAUGAUAGAUAAUACAAAAGUGCGUGCUCUACAAAUUGAGAAAUUAGCUAAGAUUAAAGCUACUCGAAACACUGAACAGGUAGAGAAAGUAUUAGCCGAAAUUACAGAAUGUGCUAAAACUGGAAAUGGCAAUUUAUUGGGACUUGCUGUUGAAGCUGCCGCAGCCAGAGCAACUGUGGGGGAAAUAACUCAAGCAAUGGAAGCGAUUUUUGGACGCCACGUCGCAGCUGAUAGGUUAGUAUCUGGAGCAUAUAAGACGGAAUAUGGUGAAUCUGAAGAAAUAGAAGCAGUGCGAGAAAGAGUGGAGGCAUUUUUACAAGAGGAAGGUCGAAGACCUCGUGUUCUUGUUGCUAAAAUGGGACAAGAUGGACAUGAUCGAGGAGCAAAAGUUAUUGCUACAGGAUUUGCAGAUUUAGGAUUCGAUAUAGAUGUUGGACCUCUCUUUCGGACCCCAGAUGAAGUUGCUCAACAAGCUGUUGAUGCAGAUGUUCACGCUGUAGGUGUAAGCAGUUUAGCAGCAGCACAUAGAACUCUUGUUCCACAGUUAGCAAAAGCAUUGAAAGAUCUGAAUCGGAAUGACAUUCUGAUUUUUGUGGGUGGUGUUAUCCCACCUCAAGAUUAUGACUUUUUGUUUGAAGCUGGAGCUGCUGCUGUAUUUGGCCCAGGUACUAAGAUACCUACUUGUGCGAUGAAGGUAGUGGAAUUGAUUUCUAAGUCUACUCAGAAUAAAGAAAGGCAAAGAGUAAAAUAACAUUCUAAACCAAAAAUCAAUCAACUUGAAUCUCAUGCUUUGUUGUCAAGAUCUGAAAAUUAUGUACAUAAGAGAAAUUAUUUUUGUUAAUAAAAUGUCUUUUAUUUAAGAU
Uloborus diversus is the source of this 2421-nucleotide messenger RNA. RefSeq names its product methylmalonyl-CoA mutase, mitochondrial-like. The transcript has 18 exons. The record is from RefSeq and is a predicted model, not a curated record. Gene Ontology annotation, molecular function: metal ion binding; methylmalonyl-CoA mutase activity; cobalamin binding. Gene Ontology annotation, cellular component: mitochondrion. NCBI's taxonomy places the organism in Eukaryota, Metazoa, Arthropoda, Arachnida, Araneae, Uloboridae. Bases 75 to 2309 code for a protein of 744 amino acids.